CUACUUAUAUAUUUAUUAUCUACUUAAUAGUUAAUAUAUAUUUAUUGUCUACUUAGUUAAUAUUUAUUCAUCAUCAACCAAUCGGCCAAUCCACCAAGAUGGAGCGCGGUAGACAUUCUUUGGAUAUCGGAAAUCUCCAACGCAACCGAAAGAAGGAGAUUGCGAGAACUCAUCCUAGUUUGCGCAAAAAAAGCGGGCAGUCCGGAUCUUCUUCUCAAAGUGGAUGGGAGGACGAACCGGAAUACCAACGGCGAGAUGGCGAAAGAAUGUCCGACGAGCAACUACAACAACUAUUGGCUCAAAAUCCUCAAUUUUUCCAUCAACGAGACAUCCCGGUCCUCCCGGACGAUAUUCACACCAUUGACGAAGAAGAGCUCGAGGAUGACGAUCCGGAGGAGGACG
Molecule: messenger RNA, 402 nt
Organism: Cuscuta epithymum
Lineage: Eukaryota; Viridiplantae; Streptophyta; Magnoliopsida; Solanales; Convolvulaceae
Source: the annotation of a GenBank genome assembly